CUUCCGGAGCUGGGGCCGCUCGGCCAGGGACCGGGAGUGCGAGCGAGUGCUUGUCGGGGUAGCGCUACGCCACAAUCGGGCCGGGUCUGGGGUGCGCUGGGCAGUUGCACAAGCCUGGUUCCCCCACCGGCAGUGUCAACGACGGUCUCCUUCUGGGGAGGGCGCCGCGGAAGGACCCCUGAGGGGGCCAGGGCAGGAUUUGGGGUGCGCACUGCCUCCCUCCUAGGCGGAGACGUUCACCAUUAGCAGCUCCUCGUUCCGCUACCGAGCCAGGCUUCCGGUCAGCGGAGGGUUCCUGUCCUCUCUUGGUGAACUUGAACAGAGGUAGAGGCAGAAUCGAAGCGUUUCCAAGCCAGAAGGUGAGAGGCAGUAGAGGUCAGGGAUGGGAAAGCUCCUGACUCCUGCGCAGAAGCUGCAGCUGCCGGCCCUGUGGCUGCUGGUGAGAAGUGAUGGUGCCCUCUGAACGCCUGCAGGACAUGGUGCAGUAACGGUAGCCUAGGGGAACCCAGGCAGGUGCCAGGAGCCAGUAUGCGAGGAUGACACCCCCGGAGGCCCUGGCCUCCCUCCUUCCCGGGUGCUAGGAGCCAUCCCUAGGCUCCAGCCGGGAGCCCUGCUGCCCAAGGGUAUGGCCAAACCUUUCUUCCGACUCCAGAAGUUUCUCCGCAGAACGCAAUUCCUGCUGCUCUUCCUCACAGCUGCCUAUUUGAUGACCGGUACCUUGCUGCUGCUGCAGCGGGCCCGCAUGGCCCUCCCCCAGAGCCCCCGGGCACCUGGCACGCUGCAGGCCUUGCCGGUGGCCACUGUGGCACUGGGCGUGGGCCUGCUGGACAGCAGAGGCCUCCAGGACUCCCGGGUCAGCUCGGACCUGCUGCUCAACAUGGACGUGUUGCAGAGCCCUCUGGCCCGGCUCCCACCUGGGCUCCGCUGGCCCCGGAGAAACCGCAGCUCAGUGCGGCGCCGCUGGUUCCACCACUUCGUGAAUGAUCCACAUGGGUCACCCACCCUGGGUCCCGAGGCCCCCAGAUCAGCCAUCCGCAGCCGAGGAACCUACCUCGGAUGCUUCAGUGACGAAGGCCAGGAGAGAACCCUGAAGGGGGCGGUGUUCUAUGACUUGAGGAAGAUGACAGUUGCCCAUUGCCAGGACGCAUGUGCUGAGCGGUCCUACAUGUAUGCCGGCUUGGAGGCUGGGGCAGAGUGCUACUGCGGGAACCGGCUGCCAGCUGGGCGCGUCGGGCUGAACGAGUGCAACCACGAGUGUAAGGGCGAGAAGGGCGCUAUGUGCGGGGCCGUGGGCCGGCUCUCCGUGUACCGAGUGGACAUGCUGCAGCCGGGCGCCAACAAGCGGCGGAUGGCCACCUACCGCGGGUGCUUCCGACUGCCAGAGAAUGUCACACACGCCUUCCCCACCUCCCUGAUCCAGGCCAACAUGACCGUGGAGAUGUGCUCAGGAUUUUGUUCCCAGAAAGAGUUUCCCUUGGCCGUCCUGCGGGUCUCGGAGUGCUACUGUGCCUACCCAACCCCCCAGUUCAACCUGCGGGAUGCUGUGGACAGCGCACUGUGUGGUCCUGCUCCUGAGGCACAGAGGACAGCUGGUUACUGCAUGGUCUACCAGACUCCUGUGCAAGACACACGGUGCACAGACAGGAGGUUCCUGCCCAACAAAUCCAAGGUAUUUGUGGCUUUAUCAAGCUUCCCAGGAGCCGGGAACACAUGGGCAAGGCACCUCAUUGAGCACGCUACAGGUUUCUACACAGGGAGCUACUACUUCGAUGGAACCCUGUACAACAAAGGGUUCAAGGGUGAGAAGGACCACUGGCGGAGCCGGCGCACCAUCUGUGUGAAGACCCACGAGAGCGGCAAGAGGGAGAUUGAAAUGUUUGACUCAGCCAUUCUGCUGAUCCGGAACCCCUACAGGUCCCUGGUGGCUGAAUUCAACAGAAAAUGUGCUGGGCACCUGGGCUAUGCUCCCGACCACAAUUGGAAGAGCAAAGAGUGGCCAGACUUCGUGAACAGUUAUGCGUCAUGGUGGUCCUCGCACGUGCUGGACUGGCUGAAGUAUGGGAAGCGGCUGCUGGUGGUUCACUACGAAGAGCUGCGCCGCAGCCUGGUGCCCACGCUGCGGGAGAUGGUGGCCUUCCUCAACGUGUCUGUGAGCGAGGACCGGCUGCUGUGCGUGGAGAACAACAAGGAAGGCAGCUUCCGGAGGCACGGCCAGCGCCCACAUGACCCAGAGCCCUUUACCCCCGAGAUGAAAGACCUGAUCAAUGGCUACAUCCGGACAGUGGACCAGGCCUUGCGUGAUCACAACUGGGCUGGGCUGCCCAGGGAGUAUGUGCCCAGAUGAUAGGCCCCCGCUCAAGCUGCUCACCUCUGCUGCAAGAUGCAGUCAUGCCAUGGAACUAUACCCCUGCUCUGCUGCUGGGCUGUGGACCUCUGGGACAUGGGACAUGUGGCUGCUUGCACACAGUCGGCAGGGAGGCUCUCGGGUGCUGCCUCACAUGCAGAGAGACCUGAUCUAGAUGCCAAAUGCAGACAGACAGACAUCACAGGACAGAUGCAAAUGGACACACGCUCCUGACAGACACUCACACAUCCACAGACACUUAGACAUUAUUCCACAUUCACAGUGCUCAUUUUGAUGUGCCUAAGCCACCCAUGCAGGGUAAGCCAGAUGUGCCCAGCCUUGCAAAUGCAGCCACACACAGACACAAACGUAGGUGCAGGGAGUGUGCCCAGGGGCUGGCUGGCUGUCUAUCUGUCAUACAUGCACAUGCACACACAUGCAGCCUGAGCUCUGAGAGGCCCUAGGCUUCCCGUGUCCAGCACCAGCCCAGACCUGCUUGCCGGAACCCUCAACUCUGGAAUGCCAGGGUGGACAGGCAUUUGUGCUUCAAGCAGGAAGGGGUGGAGGUGGGUGUACAGGCUGUUGAUGUUGGGCUAUGCGGUCCUGACCUUGUCUGACAUCCCAUAAAGGUGUGUGCUGUGACUGCCAGGCACUGCAAGCUGCAGCCCCGCCUCUCUCUUCUCUGUGGAUGGGACGCUGAGGCACUAUGGGCAGAGUAAAGCCCACCCCUCUGCCUGCCCUGCCAUUCUCUUCCACUCACCCCAAGUCAGGGCUCCUCAGAAUGGGGCCCCCUCCUGCCUCCUUCCCCUUUCUAAGAAAGCUGGGAAUUCCCACUCUGCACCAGAAGCAGGGUGUGAAGGUUGCGGUGGGGCAGGCCUAAGCCUCUAGGGGAGUUGAAGAUUCAAGAGGCCCACAUGCCAGCAGGAGGGGGCUGAGGUGAACAUGGGAGACCCCUGAGGGUGCAUCUUGGGGCCACUGGGACUGUUGCCCCACACACCUUAAUAAGACCUGUUCUCUGGGGUCUCACAGUGGGGUCAUAGGAAUGUCCUGUGUGACCCUUGUGGCACAGCUUCUUCCUGACCCCUGUUGGCAGAGCCCUCUGUGUCACUCUGUGUUUGCCCUGACACAUCCUGUCACUAUUAUAUUGCCACUCAGCCUCUUACCACA
Molecule: messenger RNA, 3511 nt
Organism: Chinchilla lanigera (long-tailed chinchilla)
Lineage: Eukaryota; Metazoa; Chordata; Mammalia; Rodentia; Chinchillidae
Gene: Wscd1
Product: WSC domain containing 1
Exons: 9
Coding region: 626-2344 (572 amino acids)
Molecular function (GO): sulfotransferase activity
Source: RefSeq, a predicted model, not a curated record